This is a messenger RNA of Gilbertella persicaria, 939 nucleotides long. RefSeq lists its product as uncharacterized. The transcript is spliced from 4 exons. Bases 1 to 939 code for a protein of 312 amino acids. The record is from RefSeq and is a predicted model, not a curated record. NCBI's taxonomy places the organism in Eukaryota, Fungi, Mucoromycota, Mucoromycetes, Mucorales, Choanephoraceae.
AUGGAUGAUUUGAAUGAACAAAAAGAUAAACUGGAUGCUUUAUGUCAACAAUUGCAUGUAUUGUAUGACGAGGUGAUUAUUCCAGAUACAGAAGAUGCCAGUUGUGUGUUUGAACAGCAUUUAAAGCGAGAUGUAGAGCAAUUAGCGAGUGACAUACCGAGUAUUAAACAUAAGAUUGAUGUCUAUACAUCAGCACAACACAAGUUAUACAAGGCAAGGGAACUUAUAGAGACAGCCAUGAAAUCAUUACCCGGUGCAUCCAACUUUAUGGACCGACAAGCCAUUGUAGCCAGCCAAAAUAACAACCAUAGUCUACUUAAAUCUGCCAUUGUUUCUUCUACCAUGGAUCUUAUGAAGCAUGCUGACAAAAUUGCACAAAAGUCAUACCAACUUGUGCAUGAAGCACAUCAGAUAUGCAGUGAUGUACCCAACAUACCUACUGAAACAAAUCAGAGUAGCAAUGUAGUCACUGUUUUGACAAAUUACCGAGGAUAUCGUCUCAAGAUAGAAUAUACGCUGCGUACACAGGUCAAUCCUCGUCUACAUGGAUUUGAGAACCAAUUGGCGACUACUAAAUAUCAUUAUGAGCAGCGUCUGAUUGAAUGGAUUGAUCAUCAAAUAUUGACCUUGGAAGCAUUUCUCAAGACAAAUGGGUGUGCGAUUGAUAUUGAUGGAGAAAUCAGUCGAUUGAGAAUGGGGUCUCGCGCUGCUAUUGCUGCAGUGGCUUCGGAAGCAAGUGGAAGAGUGACUGUGGACGAUGUAUUGGAUAUUCAGUCUGCAUCUGAUCUUGGUGCUUUACCUGAAUAUGAUAAUAACAAUAAUAAUAACAAUAGUAGUAAUAGUAAUAGUAGUAAUAGUAAUAGUAGCAAUAGUCAUGUAUUAGCCAAUGAGACUUAUUUGACUCAACCUACUGACGGAAUUACCUUCUUAUGCUCCUGA